AUGGAGACGAUUGUGAAUGGUGCAGCUGCGGCAUCAGCUAUGGGAGCGUUUGGACUGCUGUUGUACUUGAGGAACAAGAUGAAGAAGAUCCAAGGAAACAAGCAGCAGCUUCCUCCUUCCCCACAGUCACUCCCAAUCAUUGGUCAUCUGCACCACUUUGUUUCCUCCGGGAAAGAGCCUCACCAACUAUUCCAGAGCCUUGCAGCCGUCCACGGGCCAAUCUUCUCCCUCCGCCUCGGAUACAUGAAUGUCGUUGUUGUCUCGGACAGAUCUACUGCUAAACAGGUUCUUAAGACUAAUGACUUGGCUCUUGCUUCCAGGCCCAAGCUCAUCUCCGUAAAGCAUGCCUUGUACAACUUCCAAGAUGUCGUCUUCAGUGAUUACACCAAAGAGCUGCGAGAGAUCAGGAAAUUUCUAGCUAUGGAGCUCCUGUCGGCCAAAAAACUGGAUAUGUUCACAAAUGUCAAGGAGGACGAGCUCUCAUGGCUGGUUUUGACUCUAGCCAAUGCGUCAGAGCAACUCAACACUUUCAAGAUGAGGGAUUACCUUGUUGGACUGACAUACAACGUCAUCACAAGAAUGCUUAUGGGCAAACGGUACUACGGAGCCCCGCCGGAUGACAAGGAGUAUGAAGAGGGAGUUGCAUUCAAGAAAGUCGUUGACGAUGCUAUCAAAAUUGGAGUAGCUGGAAGCAUUGCCGACUUCUUCCCGCAGCUCGAGUUCCUUGACUGGAAGGUCUCACAGGCUAAAAAAGUUCAGCGAGAACUGGACAAGUUCCUGCAACGUAUGCUGGAUGAACACCGUGUGCCGAACCGAGGAAACUCUCAGGAGGAUUUCCUUGACAUGAUUCUGGAGGCUUCGUUCAUGAGCGAUGACAGGAUCAAGGCGACUGUGUUUGAUCUCAUCACAGGUGGAACCGACAGCUCAUCCUCGUUCCUUGAGUGGACCUUGGCGGAGCUUAUCAUGCAUCCUCAAGUCCUUGCCAAAGCACAAGAGGAAAUAGAUACCGUGGUUGGUCACGGACGCAAAGUAAAAGAGUCGGACAUUCCCAGGAUGCCUUACUUACAGGCAGUGAUCAAGGAAGGCUUCAGGCUGCACUCACCAGUCCCACUCCUGGUGCCUCAUUACGCUAACCAAGAGUGCAGCAUCAACGGUUACACAAUCCCAUGCAACACAACCGUCUUUGUCAACACAUACGCAAUGGGAAGAGACCCCAAGGUGUGGGAUAAUCCACUCGAGUUUGACCCGGAGAGGUUCCUUUCAGGUCCACAUAAGGAGGUUGAGGUGUUGGGUCAGAACGUCAACUUCGAGCUGCUUCCAUUUGGUUCUGGACGCAGGUCAUGCCCAGGCUCUGCACUUGGCAACUCUAUAGUGCACUUCACUUUGGCUACACUGCUCCACUGCUAUGACUGGAAAGCUGGGGAUAAAAUAGAUUUUGCUGAGUCUAGCGGAGCUGCUAAGAUCAUGAAGUUUCCGUUGUGUGUUCAGCCAACUCCAAGGCUCCAGAUACAGGACAUGUAUGUUACCAACCAGUAUACCAACCCAAUCCAUAUGUGAUUACUUCAACACAGCAUAUUUUAUUUUAAUUUUGAUAUAGCUUUCACAAAAAUCA
Selaginella moellendorffii is the source of this 1612-nucleotide messenger RNA. Its product is annotated as flavonoid 3'-monooxygenase. Gene Ontology annotation, molecular function: monooxygenase activity; oxidoreductase activity, acting on paired donors, with incorporation or reduction of molecular oxygen; heme binding. The transcript has 2 exons. The record is from RefSeq and is a predicted model, not a curated record. Bases 1 to 1557 code for a protein of 518 amino acids. Lineage: Eukaryota; Viridiplantae; Streptophyta; Lycopodiopsida; Selaginellales; Selaginellaceae.